UUUUAACCAAUCACGUCACUGAAUGGUAAUGCAUAAUGUUUUCCACCGACCAAUCAGAGAAGAGCUCUUUGAAAGAAGACCUGCUACUGUGCCGUCUUUGUGUUGACAUCUGCAGGGGAUUGAGAGGAGAGGCCUCCGACAUCCUCCAUAAUGCUGUCUAGCAAGAAGUCCGAUGCUGGGUCCUCCUCCUCCUCCUCCUCUUCAUCAACUGUUGGAGCAGUAGGAGGCGAUAGGGCCCCGGUUUCUGAUGCCCAAACUGGUCCUUCAGCCGCGGCUGCUGGACCUAUGGAUUCAAAGAAGAAGGAGAGGUCAUCCCCUAGUGGGGAAUCUGGAGGAGCCCCUUUGCCCCACCAGUCAGGCCCUGGGGGGGCAGAUGCGGACUCAGCUGAAGUCCGCAGGACUAGUCGACGCAAGCGAGCAAAACAGGUGGAGUACCGCGAGAUGGACGAAAGCCUGGCCAAUCUAUCGGAGGACGAGUACUACUCUGAGGAGGAGAGGAACGCCAAGGCAGAGAAAGAACGGAAGCAGGUCAUCCCUCCUCCAGCUCCACCGCCAGAGGAGGAGAAUGACAGUGAACCCGAGGAACCAUCUGGUGUGGAAGGAGCUGCUUUCCAGAGCCGUCUUCCUCAUGACCGUAUGACUUCCCAGGAGGCCGCCUGCUUUCCUGACGUCAUCAGUGGUCCCCAGCAGACUCAGAAGGUCUUCCUGUACAUCCGUAACCGUACGCUCCAACUGUGGCUGGACAACCCUAAAAUCCAGUUGACCUUUGAGGCCGCAGCACAGCAGCUUGAAGCUCCAUACAACAGUGAUGCGGUGCUGGUCCACAGGAUACACAGCUACUUAGAAAGGCAUGGUCUCAUCAACUUUGGCAUUUACAAGAGGGUCAAGCCGUUACCCACUAAGAAGACCGGGAAGGUUAUAGUCAUUGGUGGAGGCGUUUCAGGCCUCGCUGCAGCCAGACAGCUGCAGAGCUUUGGGAUGGAUGUUACAGUCCUGGAGGCCAGAGACCGUGUUGGAGGCAGAGUGGCCACAUUUAGGAAGGGGAACUAUGUCGCAGAUCUGGGAGCCAUGGUGGUGACAGGGCUGGGAGGAAAUCCAAUGGCGGUGAUCAGUAAGCAGGUUAACAUGGAGCUGGCCAAGAUCAAACAGAAGUGUCCGCUGUAUGAAGCCAAUGGCCAGGCCGGUGAACGGUGCACAAGUGUACCAAAAGAAAAAGACGAGAUGGUAGAACAAGAGUUCAACCGACUGCUGGAGGCCACCUCUUACCUCAGCCACCAGCUGGACUUCAACUUUCUCAACAACAAACCUGUUUCUCUUGGACAGGCCCUGGAGGUGGUCAUACAGCUGCAGGAGAAGCAUGUAAAAGAUGAGCAGAUAGAACACUGGAAGAAGAUUGUGAAGACUCAGGAAGAUCUCAGGGAUCUUCUCAACAAGAUGGUGAGCACUAAGGAACGUGUUAAGGAACUCCAUCAGCAGUAUAAAGAAGCGAGUGAAGUCAAGCCACCCAGAGAUAUCACGGCUGAGUUCCUCGUGAAGAGCAAGCACCGCGACCUCACGGCUCUCUGCAAAGAGUAUGAUGAGUUGGUGGAGAUGCAGGUCAAGCUUGAAGAAAAGCUCCAGGAGCUGGAGGCCAAUCCACCCAGUGAUGUUUACCUGUCAUCGCGGGAUCGGCAGAUCCUAGACUGGCACUUUGCCAACUUAGAGUUUGCCAACGCUACACCCCUCUCCACCCUUUCUCUCAAGCACUGGGAUCAGGAUGACGACUUUGAGUUCACUGGCAGCCACCUAACAGUAAGGAAUGGUUACUCAUGCGUUCCUGUGGCCCUGGCUGAGGGCUUGGACAUCAAACUAAACACAGCAGUGCGGCAGGUCCGAUAUACAGCAUCUGGCUGUGAGGUGAUAGCUGUCAACACUCGCUCCACGACCCAGACCUUCAUUUACAAGUGUGAUGCCGUGCUGUGCACUCUGCCCCUUGGUGUGUUGAAGCAGCAGCCCCCUGCAGUCCAGUUUGUCCCCCCGCUGCCAGAGUGGAAGACAUCAGCUAUACAGAGGAUGGGCUUUGGCAACCUCAACAAGGUGGUGCUGUGUUUUGACCGUGUGUUCUGGGAUCCAAGCGUUAACCUGUUUGGUCAUGUCGGCUCCACCACUGCAAGUCGGGGCGAACUCUUUCUUUUCUGGAACCUCUACAAAGCCCCGAUCCUACUCGCUCUAAUGGCUGGUGAGGCCGCCGGCAUCAUGGAGAACAUCAGUGAUGACGUUAUUGUGGGCCGCUGCCUGGCCAUUCUCAAAGGAAUAUUUGGAAGCAGUGCCGUACCACAGCCAAAGGAAACUGUGGUCACUCGCUGGCGUGCCGACCCCUGGGCAAGGGGUUCCUACUCAUACGUAGCGGCAGGUUCUUCAGGCAACGACUAUGAUCUUAUGGCACAGCCCAUCAUACCUGGGCCAGCUAUACCAGGAGCCUCACAGCCCGUCCCUCGGCUCUUCUUCGCCGGUGAGCACACCAUCAGAAAUUAUCCUGCUACAGUUCACGGGGCCUUGCUCAGCGGUCUUCGCGAGGCCGGGCGCAUUGCAGAUCAGUUCCUGGGUGCCUUGUACUCGCUCCCCAGACAAGCCACCCCAACAGCCACCACCAACCCUCAGCAGGCUCAGCCCACUGCCAGCGUCUGAAGUGGCCUCUCUCAGUUUGUGCCAACUCAGGACUGGCUGACCAACUACAGUAGUCUGUGAAAAAAACAUAAACUGGUGUCUGUGAGUGGAAGUCCCAGAAACAACUUUGCGUUUUUGCCUUCAGAAUGAAAAAAUGAAACUCGUGAGUCGAUUUUUCUGGCCGCACGUAAUGUGGAAUUGAACACCUUUCAUUGGAGCAUUUCAUUUCUUCGGACUUAUGUUCCCAGCAAAGCUGAGAAUAUGCAUAUACCUGCAUUAAACUAACAGAGAUGGACUACAAAUACUGAGAUGUCAUCAAACAAUAAGUAAUAAAUCCUGAUUUUAUUGCAUACUAAUUGAAUAACCCAUCUCAAACUUUCUAAAUGUGCAGCUUCUCCGUCUUCAAAAACAAAAGUACAGGAUUACUUUUGGUACUUCAAGUGAAUUUAAUGUAUUUGACCUGAUGUGGAGUUCAUCAGAACCAAAUGUCUAUUUAUGUGCCCCUUUUUGAACAUAAAGGAAUGGCUGAAAACCUCUUUAUGUAAUGCACACACAACCUAAUAUCCAGAUGUUAUCCAUGGUAGAUGACCAACUCAGUAGCACAGUCUGUCAAGCCUCAGUCUGUUUUGCUUUUUAAGGGAAAAGCAGUUGUUACUCCAGAGGUCUUGUUUUGGUUGUCUUCAGCAUUGAUAAAUACUGUAGCUGUAUGCCUCUUAAAUUGAAUUUCUGUCUUUCAGGUUGCUGAGUGUAGUGAAAAUUGUUUUUAAAGCUAAAAAGACAGAUAUGUAGAAAGAUUUGUGAAUGUUUUCUGUUGCCAUAGCAGUUUGUCAUUCAUUAUGGUUGUCAACACUUUUUUUUUAUUUUGUCAAAAGUUUUGUUAUUAAAAGAAGACAGAAAAUUGCA
Amphiprion ocellaris (clown anemonefish) is the source of this 3549-nucleotide messenger RNA. RefSeq names its product lysine (K)-specific demethylase 1a (gene kdm1a). Bases 151 to 2667 code for a protein of 838 amino acids. The record is from RefSeq and is a predicted model, not a curated record. NCBI's taxonomy places the organism in Eukaryota, Metazoa, Chordata, Actinopteri, Pomacentridae. Gene Ontology annotation, molecular function: oxidoreductase activity; flavin adenine dinucleotide binding; protein binding. Gene Ontology annotation, cellular component: nucleus. Gene Ontology annotation, biological process: regulation of DNA-templated transcription. The transcript has 21 exons.